GACAUCCUUAGUAAGAGAACAUUACCUGAAAAAUGCCAUAGUGAAAGUGGAAGCAAAGAUUCCGAAAAAAAACAAAGUGGAAGCAAAGAGUCUAAUUCGGACAGAACACGCAAAAUUUCAUUUCUGAGUCGUCUGACUUACCUCAGACUUACGGACCAUACACCUGACAAGGCAACAAAAAUGAGUUGAAAGGACUUUAUACAUUCAUAUAUAUAUUUAUGUAUGUAUAUAUGUCCUGUUCUCUACAUUCGAAACCCUAGCAGAAGAAAAUCAAAGUGAAGACUCUCUCAUGUCUGAGAGUGGAUCAUUUUCUGAUUCAAUGAGGCUUGCAUUCUGAAACAGCUGUUGGGUAAUUUCUACAAGUUUCUCUGUAAGUGAGACUGAUGUAACAUUUUCGGUUUAGUGUAAUGUGUUGCUUUCUGUAUCAUAUGCAAAUAUUAGUUGCUUACCAGAACUCUUGAAUUAGAUAGUCCAGUGGCAAUUUUAUUAUCUUCUUCUUACUAGAAAAGCAAAGAAAAGGUGGGAAUAGUUUGAAGAGUAAAGGCGAGUUUGUUGGUUGGGGAAGUUAAAACAUAAUUUGCCUUUUCGGUAUAAAGGGUAUUAUUGUAAUGGCAUCAGGGUCUGGUCGGAAAUCUGUUCCUUCUUCGAGUUCCAUUGAUAAGUCCAGAGUUUUGGACGUUAAGCCUCUGCGUAGCUUAGAACCAUUGUUCUCUUCCCCUACACAAGGCCCACCCUUUGUUUUUUCGUCACCCUUGGGCCCUUUCCCACCUGGGUUCUCUACAUUUUACCCAUUUAGCACAACAUUAGGAUCUCAAAGCUCAUCUGACCAGAAGCAACAGAGUACCCCAGCUGGACAUACCGAUAAAGAAGGGGGUUAUCCUUGUAGUCGGCCAAUAAUAACUUCGCCAGGUCCCAGACCAGCUCCAAUUCGGUCAUAUAGAACGGCAGAGCCCCCCAAAUUUUCUGGCUCUUCAAAUGGAGAUACAGAGUGGUCAAGGGAGACCUCAAGAGAGGUGGAUAUGACAUUUACAAUGCCAAAUGAUAAUAUUGGGGGAUUAGCAAUGAAAGAGGACGGUUUUAUUGAUAACCAGAAUCAGAAUCAGGCGGCUCCUUAUCUGCGUGGCUCCAAAGUGUUGCAGAAGAAGGCAAAGAAAAGUCGUGACGUAGCCUUAUCGUGUUCAGUUGAUGGUGGCAAGGGUUCGAGGAAUAAUUUUACCAUUGGGUUUAGCUCAUUCCAACGAGACGACGGUAAUAGGGAAAUGGUUAACUAUGUGCUUCUGAAUUUUGAUUCACUCCGAAGAAGGCUUAGCCAAAUAGAAGAUGCCAAAGAAGCACCCACCGGCAUUAUCAAGCGUGCUGAUUUGAAAUCUGCCAGCAUCUUGAUGAGUAAAGGGCUUCGCACAAACCUGAGGAAGAGAAUUGGAAUCGUUCCUGGUGUUGAGAUUGGGGACAUAUUUUUCUUUCGGAUGGAGAUGUGUUUGGUAGGAUUACAUUCUCAGUCUAUGGGUGGGAUUGAUUACAUGAUGGACAAUAGUGAACCGGAAGAAGAGCCAUUGGCUAUUAGCAUCGUUUCCUCUGGAGGAUAUGAUGAUGAUGUGGAAGAUAGGGAUGUCCUGAUCUACAGUGGACAAGGUGGAAAUAUUAACAAGAAAGAUAAGCAAGUGGUUGAUCAGAAGCUUGAAAGGGGUAAUCUUGCUUUGGAGAGAAGCUUGCAUCGGGCCAAUGAGGUCAGAGUAAUUCGGGGUAUGAAAGAUGCAGUGAAUUCUUCUUCCAAAGUUUAUGUCUAUGAUGGUCUUUAUACAAUUCAGGAGUCAUGGAUGGAGAAAGGGAAAUCAGGUUUCAAUAUUUUCAAAUAUAAAUUGGUAAGGAUACCUGGGCAGCUUGAUGCUUUUGCUCGUUGGAAAUCGAUCCAAAAAUGGAAGGAAGGUCUAUCAUCGAGGGCUGGACUUAUUCUUCUAGACCUCACUUCAGGAGCUGAAAGUAUACCUGUUUCGCUUGUAAAUGACAUUGAUGAUGAGAAGGGGCCUUCUUACUUCACUUAUUUUCCUACCCUCAAGUAUUCAAAAUCGGUCAGAAUGUUGCAGCCUUCUUUUGGCUGUGAUUGCCAUAGUGCAUGCCUUCCAGGUGAUCUCAAUUGCUCUUGCAUUCGGAAAAAUGGAGGUGAUUUCCCGUAUACUGCUAAUUGUAUUCUAGUAAACCGGAAGGCAAUGGUACAUGAGUGUGGUCCAACAUGCCCGUGCUUUCCUGACUGCAAAAAUCGAGUGUCCCAGACUGGUUUGAAAGUGCAUUUGGAAGUUUUUAAAACUACUGACAGGGGUUGGGGCCUGCGGUCAUUGGAUCCUAUCCGAGCUGGUACUUUUAUAUGUGAAUAUGCAGGUGAAGUUAUAGAAAGUGUGAAGGUAAAUCAAGAUGGAGAUGAGGGUGAAAAAUAUGAGUACGUUCUGGACACAACCCGCAUUUAUGACAAUUCAUUCAAAUGGAACUAUGAACCAGAGUUACUAGAUGAAGAGACAUCUGUUGAUGCUAAUGAGGAUUACAAGAUCCCAUCACCCCUAAUCAUCAAUGCGAAAAAUGUUGGAAAUGUAGCCCGAUUUAUAAAUCAUAGUUGCUCUCCUAAUGUCUUUUGGCAGCCAGUUGUAUAUGAGCACAAUAGUGAAUCAUUUGUGCAUAUUGCUAUCUUUGCAAUCAAACACAUUCCUCCAAUGAUGGAGUUGACAUAUGAUUAUGGGAUGACCUGGUCUGGAAAAAAUGCGGGCGGGAGUUAUAAUGCUUCUCCUGGGAAAAAGAAAUGCUUAUGUGGAACGUCAAAGUGCAGGGGUUAUUUUGCUUGACAACAGUUUAGGAACACAUGCCAGCAGAUAAGCAUGGUAGUCUCAUAAAAGAACAGGAAGGGGAGAAAUAACUUUUGUGGGGCUACUGCAGAAUCACAGGAUUUUAAAAGGGUGUAUCCAUCGUGAUUGUCACCGGACUUGGCCAAUAUUUUUUCACAUCGACCCUGGUCACGACAAUAGCGUCUUUGAAGCGUCUGGUUUGGUUAUGUUUACGGUAGUUGUUCAUAAUUUAGCUCAAGUUCGAGUUAGCAAAAGCUGCUGUAGUAGUUCUAUCGAAUUUCAUUUGGUCUGUAAAAUAUAUAUAUGGUUGUAGGUUGAGAAUUUCUUUGUUGUACCCCUUGUGGUACUGUUAACAAAGCUUCGACAGUUCUUAUCUAUCCGGUUAUGUAUUAAGAGACUUGAACAAAGAAUUUCUUCCAGAUGCUGUUUGUUAAUAGUUCUAUUACUAACUAAAAAUGCAUGAUAUUAUUCUCACUA
Cornus florida is the source of this 3308-nucleotide messenger RNA. RefSeq names its product histone-lysine N-methyltransferase, H3 lysine-9 specific SUVH1. Gene Ontology annotation, cellular component: nucleus. The transcript is spliced from 3 exons. The record is from RefSeq and is a predicted model, not a curated record. Gene Ontology annotation, molecular function: histone methyltransferase activity; zinc ion binding; protein binding. Lineage: Eukaryota; Viridiplantae; Streptophyta; Magnoliopsida; Cornales; Cornaceae. Bases 609 to 2831 code for a protein of 740 amino acids.